AGCCUUGGCUUUUGUUCCACCCAGGCACACCAGAGAGGGACCCGCCUUUCCCUGGGCAGGCCGAGGAAUUCAAACUCCGCCCCUGCCCUGCCUUCUCCGCCUCGUUCCGUCCGGCACUUUUGCCUGAGACUGAGCGAAGAGACUGAGCCGGGCAACCGCGUCGUCCGUGCCGCCCUCUCGACGGGACGGCUGCCCCGACCAUUCGCUCAAUUUCUCGGCUUCUUGCCAGCUGCGGGGCUGAGGACUGAGCGCGGCCAACGCUGGACGCGGAGCCGCCUGGACUUCGAAAAGAAGGACCGGACGGGACUGGGCAAGCUGAAGGCGGCGGAGUUCCUCCUGGAGAAAGAGGGCGGGCAGGCAAGGCUUCGCCGGCACGAUCCGCCCGGCUUCGUGGGUUGGAAGGGGCUCCCCCAGGGAGGAAGUAAGCGGGCAGGGCGGGAGCGCCCCCCACCCCUUUCUCUUCGGAAGAAAUCUGUGGUGGAGGCAGUGGAGAAGCUCCAUCCCCCUACUCUUCACUGAGACUAGAGGGGAGGGUCCUGCUUCCCCGAUGGGAGGGGCUGUCCACAGAAUGGAGCGCUAGCCCUCCCUUCCCUUCCUGCCCCCUUCCCUGGCAUCCCUCCUACAUGGUCCCUGUCCUGUUGGAAGUAGUGGGGAAUUGUGUGGAAGGCAAUGUUGAGGACUUAGAUGCGGGUAUCCUGGACCAGCAAGGCCCAGACGACCCCCCAUGGAGCCACUAAAAAGUAUGUUUCGGAAGGCCCCACUGGUGGCCUGGGGGGGAGGCUCACAUGGUGGGGGCAUGACCGCUUAUGCCAACCCUGUCUGGACGGCGUUGUUUGACUACGAGGCCACCAGCAGCGAUGAACUGACCCUGCACAAAGGUGACCUAGUGGAAGUCCUUUCGUGGGACGCCGCCAUAUCUGGCGAUGAAGGUUGGUGGGCUGGCAAAGUGAACAACCAAGUGGGCAUCUUCCCUUCCGAUUACGUCUUGCCCAAGACAGGGGGCUACUCUGGGCCCGAGGGCCCUCCUGAGGCCGACUUCCGUGACCUGAGGCUGGAGGAAGUGAUUGGCGUCGGUGGCUUUGGCAAGGUCUACCGGGGAAGCUGGCGGGGAGAGCUGGUGGCGGUCAAAGCUGCCCGUCAAGACCCAGAUGAGGACAUCAGUACCACAGCUGAGCGGGUGCGGCAGGAGGCCCGGCUCUUUGCCAUGCUACGGCACCCCAACAUCAUCGCUCUCAAGGCGGUCUGCCUGCAGGAGCCCAACCUGUGUCUAGUCAUGGAAUACGCUGCAGGGGGUCCACUCAGCAGGAUGCUGGCUGGGCAGAGAAUACCACCCCACAUCCUUAUCAACUGGGCCGUGCAAAUCGCCCAGGGGAUGCAGUACCUGCAUUGUGAAGCUAUCGUGCCCGUCAUCCACCGUGACCUGAAGUCCAACAAUAUCCUGCUGGCAGAAUGUGUGGAUGAUGGAGAUGUGAGUGGGAAGACCUUGAAGAUUACAGAUUUUGGGCUGGCCCGUGAGUGGCACAAGACAACCAAGAUGAGUACGGCAGGCACCUAUGCCUGGAUGGCACCUGAAGUGAUUAAAAGCUCCACUUUCUCCCGAGGCAGCGACAUCUGGAGUUACGGAGUCCUUCUUUGGGAGCUUCUCACAGGGGAAGUCCCGUAUCGGGGCAUAGAUGGUCUUGCUGUGGCCUACGGUGUUGCUGUCAACAAGCUGACACUACCUAUUCCAUCCACCUGUCCAGAACCCUUUGCACGCCUCAUGGCAGAGUGCUGGGAACAGGACCCUCACCGCCGCCCCAGCUUUGCAUCCAUCCUGUCACAGCUGACAGUGCUGGAGGCUCAAGUUCUCCAUGACAUGCCCCAGGAGUCCUUCCACUCUAUGCAGGAUGAUUGGAAAGUUGAGAUCCAGGACAUGUUUGAUGAGCUGCGUGCCAAGGAGAAGGAGCUGCUAAGCCGUGAGGAGGAGCUGAAGCAAGCAGCCCUGAAACAGAAGUCCCAGGAAGAGUUUCUGCGCCAGCGGGAGCACGAGUUGGCCCAGUGGGAGCUGGAGGUUUUUGAGCGUGAGCUGAGCCUCCUCAUCCAGCAGAUGAACCGGGAACGGCCCCACGUGAAGAAGCGAAAGGGGACCUUCAAGAGGAACAAGCUGAAAGGGAGGGACAGCGAGCGCAUCAGCAUGCCCCUUGAUUUCAAGCAUCGCAUCACAGUGCAGGCUUCCCCCGGUUUGGACAAGAGGAAGGACUUCUUUGAGGUGGGGGCUGGUGGCUCUCCCACUUUCCCCCGAUUCCGAGCUAUCCAAUUGGACCCAAGUGAAAAUGACCAGAACUGGGGGCGCCAAUCACCACGUCGAGGGGAAGAGGCCUGGAAUGGCCGCAUCAAGAGUCCCAAUUCCCCCAAACCAUGGGAGAGUACGACACAGAAUGGAAGGAGAAGGUCACGCUUGGAAGAAACAACCUGGUACAUGGAGCCAGAAGCACCAAAUCCUCCCAUGCAGAUCCAGACCCAGCUCAGUCAGAAUGGCAACGCCUCAGGUGAUUCUGCAGAAACGGAGGAUCCGGCACCAGAACGGCCCAGCCCUCCCCGGCUCAUCCAGAGAGCCCUGCUCCGGGGCACAGCUCUGCUUGCUUCCCUUGGCCUGGGUCGAGAACUGCCUUCUACCCCCCAGGAACUCCCACCAAUGCCCCCUCAAAGGGAAUCCCCCCCUGCCCUGCUGGUAGAGUUGUGUAAAGAGGACCCCCCCACCGAUCUCCUCGUUGACCUUGCCUCAGUGGGCAACAGGGAUGCUUUGCCUCCUCUUUGGGCCCAGAUGUCGCCCAAGAUCCCAAGACUUGCGGAGGGUCGUAGCAACAAAACUCCAAAAUGGGAUGGAGCUCUCCCAUCUCCCUCCUCUCCUCACAGCCCACGGUCACCUCGCCCUGCCUCACACUCUAGUCUUAUCUCCCGACCCCGGCCUUCUCCUGUCCGCAGUCGCAUCGACCCUUGGAGCUUUGUGUCUUCUGGACCCCGUGCUUCACCUGUUCAGUCCCCGCAACUAGGGGCGCGCCCGUUCAAGCCACUGAAUUCCGAAGGCACCAAUCCAUUUGUGGUGCGCAACCCUGAUCCGUUUGCCUGUGGGGACUUCUCAGCCCCAAGGGAGCCUUCUGCCUCUAUGCCUCCUGACCCCAUGACCGUUGUGUCCAGAUCGCCUGUUCCAGGGCAGCGUAGCCCCAGUUUGUUGCCAGGCUGGACCGCCAGCCCCCAACCGCCCAAAGAAGAACUCCUGGCCCCGCCCUGGUGGUCAGCAGCUGCAACAUCUCAAGGAAGAGCAGCCCCAAAAUGAACGGGAGCAAAGGAGGGAAGUCCUGCCUUCCAGAUGCACUUUUUGUUCAGGAAGCUGGUGCCUUCAAUCACCUCAUGCUCUGUGAUUGGACACGAGGCUGCUAAUCCGAGACCACAGUAUGGACUUCUUCAGGAGGGAGAGCGUAAAUAUUCCUAGAUCAGAAAGGGAGCAGGGGAACCUUCUGGAGAGGGCUUCCUCCUCCACUCCUCUUCCCCCCCCCCUUGUCUUUCACUGAGCUCCUGCAACCAUUUCUUUCAAGGGUAUGAAGCCACUUAGAGCAGACACAAGUGUCCUGUACAACAGAGGGCUGAGAAAGUGGUGUGUGUGUGUUUGUGCAUAUGAGAGCAGUGGGAGGGGGAAGGCAGUAUGAUGGGAGAACCAUGUUUCAUGCUCUGCAUAGCAAACACUAACCAGUCACAUCUAUGGGGGGAGAAGCUCUGUUCUCUUUCAGCCCUUCUCUGCACAUGCCAACUGUGGAUCUUGCCAGCGCUCUCUCCUCCCCUGGGCCAGUGGAUCCGCCAGACUCGUUGACUGGCAGCUACCUUCCUUCUUCAUCUGUUCUCCAUUUGCCAGCUGGCCCCCUGCUGCAGCUGCAGCCAUGUCUGUGCCCGCUGGAGGCGGGAUGUGCAUAUGGAUGUGUAAAGUGUGUGUGUGUGAGACCCCCCCAACACCCAAAAAAUCCCUUUUCAACAGCCCUUCUCCCCCAGUCUCAGCAAAGCCAGUCAUGCAGAAUCUCCCUGCAGACACCAGAGGAGCAGAGUGCCGAGGCAUUGUUUGCAGCAUUCGUGAGCAUAUGGUGCACAUGCCCAGACAUGCGAGCAUGAGAGGAACCCAGUUGAAAAUGAGCUGCUUGUGGCUGGGGCACUGUCCACCUGCUCAGCAAGGAGUGUGUGUAUGCGUGUUCAUGGCACAUGUACAAAACCUGUCAUGCUCAGGAUUCUGCAGCAAACGGCGCUCUUGCAGUUGGCAAUCAUUAGCACUUGAAAUGUGCAAUUCUACUGUGUCCCCUUCCUCUUUUUAAUUUGUGCCUGUGCCAGGCUCCCUUGUGCCUUUCCCACUCCGGUUGCACGAGGGAGCCACCUGUGUCAAGCCCAGCCCAGUCUGGAAAGGGCCAAGCCUGUGAAAUGAGACCAAAUAAACCUCCAGUUGCUGCC
Heteronotia binoei (common prickly gecko) is the source of this 4470-nucleotide messenger RNA. It is a transcript of the gene MAP3K11, whose product is annotated as mitogen-activated protein kinase kinase kinase 11. Gene Ontology annotation, molecular function: protein binding; JUN kinase kinase kinase activity; ATP binding. The record is from RefSeq and is a predicted model, not a curated record. Gene Ontology annotation, biological process: protein phosphorylation; microtubule-based process; positive regulation of apoptotic process. The transcript has 10 exons. Lineage: Eukaryota; Metazoa; Chordata; Lepidosauria; Squamata; Gekkonidae. Bases 725 to 3316 code for a protein of 863 amino acids. Gene Ontology annotation, cellular component: centrosome.